AUGCUACGUUAUGUUAAAAUAGAUGAAAAGGAAGUAAAAGUAGAAGAAUCCUUUCUUCAUAUUAUUGAGAUGAAAGGCAAAAAUGCUGAGCAAAUUACAUCAAUGAUUCUGAAACAAUUAGAACUAGACGACAUUAACAUUCAAGACUGUCGUAGACAAGCAUUUGAUAAUGCGGCAGUAAUGGCAGGUCAUCGAUCCGGUGUUCAAGUGCGCAUCACAGAAGUUAAUCCAAAGAUUGUAUUUGUGCCAUGUACCGAUCACUCUCUGAAUUUAGCAGCUGUGCAUGCAGCUUCAAUGGGUGCAGAUUCAGUUACAUUUUUUGGCACAUUGGAUCGUUUAUUUUCAUUCUUCUCAGCCUCAACUCAUCGAUGGGAUAUCUUGAUUGAGAUAACUGGGGCAACUAUCAAACGGGCUGGGGAAACAAGAUGGAGUAGUCGAGCAGAUGCAGUAAAGGUUGUACAUACAAAAUACACGGAAAUCACCGCUGCGCUAGAACGGUUGAUGGAAGAUACAGAAAACACAACUACGAAAUCUGAUGCAAGUUUAAUUCUUCAGGCGAUGCCGUCAUUUUCUUUCUUGUCAUUUCUUGGCCUUUGA
Octopus bimaculoides (California two-spot octopus) is the source of this 597-nucleotide messenger RNA. RefSeq lists its product as uncharacterized. The record is from RefSeq and is a predicted model, not a curated record. NCBI's taxonomy places the organism in Eukaryota, Metazoa, Mollusca, Cephalopoda, Octopoda, Octopodidae.